Pomacea canaliculata is the source of this 641-nucleotide messenger RNA. RefSeq lists its product as uncharacterized. Lineage: Eukaryota; Metazoa; Mollusca; Gastropoda; Architaenioglossa; Ampullariidae. The transcript has 4 exons. The coding region runs from base 213 to 617 and encodes 134 amino acids. The record is from RefSeq and is a predicted model, not a curated record.
UACAACUAUAACGGCCUGAAGGAAAGAAGGGUCUGAAAAACCACCCUUUAUUUAAGAACAGUUCAGGGGAUGCAGAACCAACAGACAGUGAAUUAGAGUAUGAUGUCAACGAAUCGCCACGUGAUAACCAUUCAGCUGUGCAGCAGCGUCCAUUACCGUACACUUUGCCGCCGGUUGUGACCACCAGGGUGUCGGAAAGUGGCAACUAUCGAAUGAGUACUAGUUCGCCUUUGCCUUCACGCCUCCAGAGCCCCUUAUCUGGUGUUCGUCCUGCCAGCACAGGGAACCACCACUGCUUGGAAUGUAAACACAAUAAACGAGAACAAUCUGCUAUACUGUCUCUUCUGCAAGAGAUCAAAACUGAAUUGAUAGAGAUGAAAAAAAGGUUUAUGCAGAUGGAUCGCCAGACCGAAAAAAAGGAGGUGACACGGGGGGAACUACCGGAGGGUAUUCAGUUCCCCUUAAAAUCAUUUGAGGAUGUUGCACGUCUUGAGCAGGAUUUAGAGACAGAUCCAGGAAAACGUGCACGCUUGGAAUGCUAUUUGGCGAUGAGGGGAGGCUUUAGCUUAAGCUCGUGGUCAAGAGUAUACUGUCUGUGCUAUUUUCAACACAAUUAGCCCGGUGUUACAACUAUAACGGCC